Messenger RNA from Neurospora tetraspora, 1058 nucleotides. RefSeq lists its product as uncharacterized. Lineage: Eukaryota; Fungi; Ascomycota; Sordariomycetes; Sordariales; Sordariaceae. Bases 95 to 889 code for a protein of 264 amino acids. The record is from RefSeq and is a predicted model, not a curated record. The transcript has 2 exons.
GCAUACUCCUCUUUUGGGAAGCUUUUCGACGUGGCAGACGGGCGUGGCAGUGGCAGUGCUUCCGACUGUCGUGUCCCUUUUCAGCUUACCCCGGAUGUUGUUGACGACGACGGAAAGGGCCGCGAUGGGGCGCCCAGUGGUUCGUUGUGUUGAGAACCUCUCGGGCUUCUUUGGCUUCGUCAUUUUACCGGAGAAAGUUAUAAAUCUCGGUGGAGCACAAGACAAGGAUGGCGCCCAUAAUCUCGUACCCAUAUUAUUGCGCAAAGGAACAAAGUAUCCAACUUUCUCCUUCGCCCAGAAGAGAUCAAGAGGAUCCAAGAGCCUUGUGAAAGAUACGCGUGCAAGGCCACAAGGAUUCGAUGAGGCAGCGAGUAUGUCGGAGGACCCCGAGUGGCUUUAUGGAUACGGCAUCCUGUGUCACCAACGAGGACUGACAACCGCUGACGACCCAUGCGAGGCCACGGUCAGGACGGGCCAUGGGAAUUCUCAAAGACCCAAAAAGGAAAAAGCCACGCGGAACACUGCGUAUACGGCGCUAUACGGCGGAACACAUGAUAUGCCUGCCCGAGGGAAGUUAAAGUGGUUGAUGGCCAGAACAUCAAACCACAGCCCAAGCCGAUCGCCCCGUUGGCAGCUGGACAUGUCGGUCCUGAAACACAAAAUUCGAGAUCUUCGUUGUAGGGAUACUGUAUGUAGGUACAUACUAUGUAGAUACUAUGUAGCUGUCAUGGAAGUCUGUCAACACCUGCUGCAGCAUGUCAAGCCAUGCAGAUGCCGAUGUCUCUUUCGACGAGGACUGACCCUGCAAUGUUGUCGAGCUGUACCCGUCGCUGUCACUGUCGUCCCUUUUCCCGUCCGAUGUUGUCCCUGUAGGCACCCCUUCACUUAAGGACUAAUAUCUUUCCGUGUGUCCCGCCCACUGCCUUUGCCUUGACUGCCAACUGAAAGAUACUUGAUGUACGCACCUCCGUCUAUAGCCUUCCUCCUUCUUUUCCAGAAACUUGUGAUCAUCCUCCUCCUACCGGUAAUCCUCCGUCAUAUCAUCUCGAUCACGAUCC